Messenger RNA from Pogona vitticeps (central bearded dragon), 4226 nucleotides. It is a transcript of the gene ATF6, whose product is annotated as activating transcription factor 6. Gene Ontology annotation, molecular function: RNA polymerase II cis-regulatory region sequence-specific DNA binding; DNA-binding transcription factor activity, RNA polymerase II-specific. Gene Ontology annotation, cellular component: nucleus. Gene Ontology annotation, biological process: endoplasmic reticulum unfolded protein response; regulation of transcription by RNA polymerase II. The record is from RefSeq and is a predicted model, not a curated record. Lineage: Eukaryota; Metazoa; Chordata; Lepidosauria; Squamata; Agamidae.
UUUCACUGUGAAAGAGAAGUAGCAUUCUGUACGAACUUCCUCAAUAUGAAAUUGUUGUUCAGUGAAUUGUUUUUUGUAUCUGGGAGAGGGAGGUUGAAUGUUUGAGAGCUAGAAUGUAACUCAGUGUAAAAUUAAGUUGAACUCUGUUUAGCUUUGUCAGUUGUUAUGUUAUAGUAAGAACAUCUUAUAUAUUUUAUUGUUAAAACUGUCUGGGCUCAUAUAUUUUGGCUGAAGGCAAGCCUAUUAAAAGAAAGGGCAUUUUAAAUUUGAUUAGCCAGGGUGAAGGCUGGUUACAGUUAGUAAAAUAAUAAAUAAAAAAACAUUAAUUCAGCACUAAUGGUGAAAAGUUUCAGACUUGCAGUAAGUGAUUGCUUGCUGGUAAAAGUAGAGCAAAUAUGUGACACCAAAAAACUUUUGGGUUCAGAAUCUCCAGACAAGAUGUUCGGUAGGUGUAAUACACAUCUGAAAAUAUCUGUCAGUAUCGCCUCAUAUACCAAAGCUACUGUCUGAGCAUGAUAGCAGUAAAUAAAACAGAUAAAGGUGAGGAAUUUUUAGUAGUGAUGUGUCAUUUGGAUUUUUGGGACUCCCAACUCCCAGAAUUCUCCAGGCAGAAUUACAGGAAUUCCAGCCCACAUGGCCACACUUCUACACCUAUAUUUCAAUCACCCAGAGCAAAACCUAGUUCUCUGAGUCCUUAUGUCAUUGUAGGCCUUCAUGUGCUGCUUCAGUGCUUCCUGGAAAUAAGCUGCCACAAAGCUUUCUGGGUGUCAUAGGUUUGUGAUCAGUGUUUCCUACAGAGCCUAAAGAGUGGUAAGGCUGCUUGCUAUUCACAGGGAGCAUCAAAUUCGCCCGGGGGAAUUCCUCAAUAAUUCCGGGAGUUGGAAUCCAAAAUACCAGAAUGGCACAUCUCUAGUUGGUGAAACUGACAUAUCCGACUGUUCCCCUAAGUGUUUUCCAGGAAAACAGCUUUUGUGACCUUGACUUUGAUAUAGAUCUGAUGUCUUGGGACUCAGAACCCUGGGAUGUUUCGAAACAGAUCACAGCAGAUGCAUGCUGGAAAGCAGAACCUCUCUCACCAGCCACCUCAGCAGAAUCAGUUCCUUCUCCUUUAUCUGUGGAUUCUCCAGCACAACAUGUUCCUGAAGGCACAGAGUUGGGGUUGAGUUCCCAGUCAUCUCCUGUUUCCAUAUAUGGCCAGUGCUCUCAAACACCUGACUUACCUUUAGAAGAAAAGGAGAAGAAGCCCCCAUCCAAAACAAAGCAUUGUUCAGCAAAUGGAUCAUCAGUGACCCUAAAUCGAUGUAAUCCUCUGGUCUCCAAACCUUUGAUUCAGCCCAAACCUCUUUUGCCUGCCUUUCGGGAAACUCAAGCCAGCCUUGGUGUUCAGACCAAAGCCAUUGUCAUUCCAGCUCUUCCCACACUCCUGACGCUGCCGAAGCAGCAGCCAGUUGUUGCUAUCCAGGCCGCAACUCCCAGAAGUCAGUCUGUGAUGUUUCCUCAGUCCGCAGUUGUGCACCUUCAGACACCUGCAAUCCUUCCUGCCACCAAGCCAGCCAUUGCUGUUACUGGUGGGGCCACAGGGCAGGCUGUGAACAUACUGCCACAAACAGCAAGGAAAUGUUUGUCCAGUUCAAACCUACCUACUAAGCCUAUUCUUCAUGCCACUUCCCCAAAUGCUGGCACAGAUGUGAAUGUUCUAAAACGACAGCAGCGUAUGAUAAAAAACCGGGAAUCAGCCUGUCAGUCACGCAGGAAGAAAAAGGAAUAUAUGUUGAGUUUGGAGGCCAGGUUGAAAGCAGCCUUGCUGGAGAAUGAUCGCCUUAAGAAAGAGAAUGGCUCACUGAAGAGGCAGUUGGAUGAACUGGCAGAAGAGAACCAGAAUCUCAAGAGCUCCCCUCCAAAGAGAACAUUUUAUGUGAUGGUGCUGUUAGCCUUCAUUGUGCUGAAUUAUGACAGACUAAGUGUGCUCGAAUGGAGUCCCAGCUCUUCUGAAGUUCAUACCAGGCCUGCUCCUCACAGUAGGCAUCUUCUUGGAUUUUCUGCAAGCAUACCUCAGGAAACAGAAGGCAAGAAUAAUGAUGGGUAUAAACAUCCUGUUUCAGAUAAUAAAGCACUGAUGGUACUUACUGAAGAACCAAUAAUAUACGUUUCUCCACCACCCUGUCAGCCAUUCAUCAACCGCACUGAGUCACUAAGGUUGAGUCAUGAGCUACGAGGUUGGGUUCAUAGACAUGAAGCAGAAAGGACAAGAUCAAGGAGAAUGUCAAAAAAUCAGCAGCAAAAGGAUCAGGUUGUCCAGAACUCUUCAGGAAAAAAUGCAAACUCUGAGCUGAUGCCUCUUCCCUACAUGGACAACAGUGUUGAUAGGAACUCAGGAAACGAGCUACAAAUAUAUUAUGCUUUGCCACGGAAUUAUCAAGAUUUCUUUGAAGCAAUUCACAGAAGAGGAGAUACAUUCUAUGUGGUCUCUUUUCGUAGGGAUCAUCUAUUGCUGCCUGCUACCACCCAUAAUAAAACCAGGCGACCAAAGAUGUCAAUAGUACUGCCAGCAAUAAACAUCAGUGAGAAAGUAAUUAAUGGUCAAGACUAUGAAGUCAUGAUGCAGAUAGACUGUGAAGUGAUGGACACCAGGAUCCUGCACAUCAAAAGUUCCUCCAUCCCUCCCUAUCUUCGAGAUCAGCAGAGGAAUCAUACUACGGCCUUCUACAAUACUCCUCUAACUGUCCCAGAGGCAGCUCCUGCUGUGAGAGCAUACACAGAAUCCCCCCAAUAGCCUCAUGUCAGAAAUCAUGAUAUAAUGCCCUGGAGAGGUAGUUGCCCCUACUGACCGUUAUUGGUUUACCGUGGCAGCAUCCAGCCUCAGGCAAGAGAACUUGCCUACUGUCAACACAAGGCUACUGGAUCUUCCUGGGGGGAAAGGAGAUUUCAUAUGCUCUCAGUCAUGUCCAUAAGAUGACUCCAGAUCUAGUUCUUCUAAAAGUUCCCAGUGUCGUUGGUAUUGCUUUUCAGUUCUCCAAUAGUGUGCUUAAUCCUUGCUCAGGGUUUAAAAAAAAGUCUGGAGUGUGGGUCCUUUAUUAUUUCUCCAAUGAGGCAAAAAAAAGAAAGAAAGAAAGAAAGAAAGAAAGAAAGAAAGAAAGAAAGAAAGAAAGAAAGAAAGAAAGAAAGAAAGAAAGAAAGAAAGAAGGCAUGCCAAUUUUUUGGAAUAUAUUUGAAAUGUGGGUCUCUCAAGACUCUGCCAUGUGGAGUAUUAGCUUCCAGUGUUCCCUUUAUAGUCUUAUUCAGUGUCUGGACAACUGGGAUAUCAUAAAUAAGCCUUUCCAAAAAACUGGGAUAUUGUUUAACAAAUGUCUAACUGUGGCACAGUUGUCACAUAGGACACUGAUAUUUUGGUGGUAACCAACUUUAAUCUAGCAUUCAGGUGUAUGAAGUAUCAUUACUGGGAGCAUUCAGUCUUUGCCUCCCUAGUAAAUCUGUAGAGCUUUGGAGCACUGUCUCACGUGUAGCAAGAUACAUCCUGGAAGCACCCAUUGGCUGUAACACGUGACCUCAAUAAUAUGUAGGCUGGAAUAAUUUCUACCUUCUCAGAAGAUGGGUGAGGGAAUGCCUAGCAAUUCAGCAAGCUGAGAAGUCUAUCAAUGUCAGUUAAAUUAUUUCAAGUGCCAGGACAAUAAGAACAGGUUCAUUGUCUUUCCCCAUCCUUUCCUGCUCCAUUGGAGCACUUGGGUGUAUCAGAUACCCAUAUUGGGUAUGUAGUAGUACAGUAGUAGUUGUUGUAGGUGGGACAAGUACUACUAUAAUACUAGUACAGUAGUAGUUGUUCCACCUACUAGCUUCUGAUAGGCAGGAAAUGAAUAACAAAUCAUAAUUCUUCAGGGCUCCCUCAAAAGGAUGAGGCAACCCUGAAGAGACAGUUUCUUGUGAGCCACCAUAGAAACUUCGAGAUAGAAUAACAACUCAGAACCCAGAAAGAGAGAAACUUCCCUUAGAUAAAAAUGGACUGCAACCAACAUUCCCUCUAAUUUUCCACCAGCACUAAACAGAAACCCCACCCCAUGUGCACAAAGUUCCAGCUGCAGCUGGAACCAAAUGAGUGGCAACACUAACUGCAGAUGGCACCAAUACAGCACUGUGCAGCCAUGCACCCACACAGCUUAGAGCAGUGGUCCCCAACCUUGGGCCUCCAGAUGUUCUUGAACUGCAACUCCCAGAAGCCUUCACCACCACCU